CAACAUGAUGGAUGAAUCUAAAUCAAGGUAUGGAAAUCAUAAAUUCUAAUCCCUAAUUUUUUUUAGGGUUUUUUCAAGGCUUAAUUAGAGGCUAAAAUCAGAAACAAAUGGAGGAUAGCAACAGACCGAAUUCCCGUCACAAGGGUCUCCGACCAAAAUCACCUAAGGGUCUUCGAACCGGUUAAAUCGGCACUGCUGAUAAAAAGAUAAGUGUAUUUCCUUACAACUGGUACCAUUACAUCAAUUCUAUCAUGUAAUUGUUAAAACUGUUCUUUCAUAAACUUAAUGAAUCUCUGUCUUGAUGUAAAUUCAAUGGUAAAUCAAAGAAUGUUAAUCUGAUUGCCCCACUCCGAAGCCAACGUUCAAUUCAUCCAAUAGAAGAAUCAACAUAAUUCAGCAAUGAAGUCACAAUUGAUGUUGCAAUUGAAUACAAAUUGAUUUGGCAAUGUUUAAUGAAGAAAUCCUGUGUCAGAUUCUUUGUUUACCGGGAGUCUUAACAUCGGGCGUGGUUCUCAUAUUAAUAUAUCUGGUGCAAAUUCAGAACAUGGAUCACCCCCUCUCAAUCUUGAAAUCCCCCUCAUGACUUAUGGGAAAGAGGCUCACAGUCUCCAACUUGAGGCCUUUUCAGUUGCCAUUAAGAGAUUAUAUCCCGACUUACCGAAACCUAAGCUCCAGUUUGUCAGCAGCUGCAGAAAUAAAUCAGAUGAAGAUAGACUACAAAUCUUAAAAGAGAAAUCAAUUGAGCUGAAUGUGAAUGAACAAGUGGAAUUCCACAAGAAUGUAACAUACAGGCUUAUAAAUGGGAGGAGAAGCUGAGUUCUAACCUGUUUUGUGCAGGUAGCACGUCCUGAUUCUGUGCAGUUUGUUUUGAUGGAUUACCGACUGAAAUGCGAUGAUAUGGAGUUAUUGGAU
Vicia villosa (hairy vetch) is the source of this 912-nucleotide messenger RNA. Its product is annotated as GDP-Man:Man(3)GlcNAc(2)-PP-Dol alpha-1,2-mannosyltransferase-like. Gene Ontology annotation, biological process: protein N-linked glycosylation. The transcript has 4 exons. Gene Ontology annotation, cellular component: endoplasmic reticulum membrane. Gene Ontology annotation, molecular function: GDP-Man:Man(3)GlcNAc(2)-PP-Dol alpha-1,2-mannosyltransferase activity. The coding region runs from base 580 to 816 and encodes 78 amino acids. Lineage: Eukaryota; Viridiplantae; Streptophyta; Magnoliopsida; Fabales; Fabaceae. The record is from RefSeq and is a predicted model, not a curated record.